Ambispora leptoticha is the source of this 960-nucleotide messenger RNA. NCBI's taxonomy places the organism in Eukaryota, Fungi, Glomeromycota, Glomeromycetes, Archaeosporales, Ambisporaceae. The record is from the annotation of a GenBank genome assembly.
AUGGUAACAUAUGAAAUUUUAGUAGACGAUGAAAAGCGCAGUAUAUAUGAUCGAUACGGUGAAGAAGGGUUGAAGGGGGAAAAACAACAUAAUCCAUUUGAUAUAUUCGCGCAGUUCUUUGGCGGAUCAGGACAUUUUGGUCACCAAAAGACUGAACAAAAAGGGCCAAACAUAUCAAUAGAUCUGGAAGUGGAUCUUAAAGAAAUAUAUCUGGGCACGAAAUUUGAUAUCGACGUGUCGAAACAAGUCAUUUGUGAACAUUGUGGUGGGUCGGGCGCAAAAAAUGCAAAUGACGUCGUUAAAUGUAGCGCAUGUGAUGGUCGUGGCAUGAAAUAUGUAAAACAGAUUAUGGGCGCGAAUAUAUUUCAGAUACAAACAACGUGUGAUGUAUGUGGUGGUAAAGGUAAAAUCGUGAAAACAAAAUGUCCACAUUGUCAAGGGAAGAAAGUUCGAAGAGGAAGCGAACAAUUGACGGUGAAUAUCGAAAAGGGAAUGGCAGAAGGAGAAAGAAUUAUAUAUGAGAAAGAAGGAGAUGAAUCACCGGAUAUAAUACCAGGAGAUAUAAUACUCACUUUAAAAACAAUACCACAUCCAGUUUUUGUGCGGAAGGGAGAUAACUUAUAUACUAAAGAAACCGUCACUUUGUUAGAGGCAUUAACAGGAUUCGAAAAAAAUAUUACACAUCUCGAUGACCGAAUUGUCACAAUACGGCGUGAUAAAGUGACACGUCCCGGGUUUGUCGAGGUGAUUGCCGGAGAAGGAAUGCCGCGGUACAAGUCAAAAAAUCAACAUGGAAAUUUGUAUGUCGAGUUUACAGUAUUGUUUCCUACGUCUUUGGAUGAGGAAGUUAAAAUUGUGGGUGAACAAAAGUUUACGUUUGAAAUGAUCAGCACGUCAACUUUCCAAAAGAUUAUCUGGGUUCAAAUUGCAAUUGUGUCCCCGAAUAUAGUGAUAAAUUAA